AGUGUGCGUGGCCGCAGAGAAACCGAGCGCAGCUUCAUUUCUGCGCAUUUUCUGAUUCUAUUGAAGAGACCUGCGGCUGGACUUGGAUUAUUAAUUCAGAGGAGAGUCCGGGCCGAGCCGAGCCGAUCCGAGGCGAACCGAACAGAGCCGAGCUGAGCCGGACCAGAACAAACCCGAAAAUACAGACAGAGAGCCAGACAGGCUGCUUCAUCUCCUCCUUCCAGAGCCGACCGGAGUCAUCCUCCCGAGGCGAUGCUGUGCGUCUGACCCGGGAUCAGUGAUGCCGGCCUCCUGCGCGUCAGUGUGUGUGUGACGUCUACAGGGACUCGAACCUGCGUCGUGGAGCCAACAUGGCUGCCGUGUGUGGAGCUUCAUUAACAGUGUGCCUGUGUUUCCUGCUGCUGCCUCCUGCUGUCACCGCCACCGGUCUGCAGUCGGAGGACAGAGAGUGCAUCUUCUCUGACGUGCAACAGAGGGCGGGGCCUCACAGCGGAACGACCAAUGAGCUGCGAGGAAUGGUGCCAGAGAACAGCACGGUUCGCUGCAACCGCCGCUGCUUUGGAUUGUGGGAAAAGAAACCAGACGGGGGAAUGCUCCCGGUCAAGCAAGGUUGCUGGCCUCCCGUUGGCAACGAGCAGGAGUGUCUUAGCGACCAUUGCCAGGUAACGGCGGCAGCCUCGCUGACCCUGAACGACACAGACUACCAUUUCUGCUGCUGCAGCAGAGACCUCUGCAACGCCAACUUUACCGAGCCCCGCCCACCGCCGACACCCCGCCCUGAGGCUGAUGAAGCCAGACGACCGCUGCGACGGGAGGAGACGGCGCUCAUCACCCUGGUAACUGUCGCUAUAGCGGCUGUUGCCGUUGUUGCUUUGUUCCUGGGAUACCGCAUGAUGAAAGGGAAGCAGAAACAGAGUCUUUCGGCUCUGGAUGUGAUGGAGGCAGCAAACAGUAACACUGCUGUCGACCUGGAUCAUCUCAAACUACUGGAGCUGAUUGGUCGGGGUCGUUACGGCUCGGUGUUUCGCGGCUUCCUCAACGAGCGCUGCGUUGCCGUGAAAGUCUUCAGCUCGGCCGACCGGCGUAACUACGCCAACGAGCGCUCCAUCUACCGCGUGCCGCUGCUGCAGCAGCACGACAACAUCGCUCGCUUCCUGGGCGCCGGCGAGAGGCCGGCAUCCGACGGGCGGCCCGAGUUCCUCAUCCUCAUGGAGUUCUACCCACACGGCUGUCUGUCUCGCUACCUGUCUCUCCACACGGUGGACUGGACUACCUGCUGCAGGAUGACUCACGGUGUGACCAGAGGACUCGCCUUCCUGCACACUGAACUCUACAGAGGAGACCAGUACAAGGCGGCCGUGGCCCACCGAGACGUGACCAGCAGGAACGUCCUGGUCCGAGCCGAUCUGUCCUGCGUCCUGGCCGACUUCGGCCUGUCCAUGAGGCUGACGGGAAGCCUGCCCUGUCGCCCCGGAGACGACGACACCGUGGCCAUAUCUGAGGUCAGCACAGUGCGCUACAUGGCCCCCGAGGUUCUGGGUGGAGCUCUGAACCUGAGGGACUGUGAGUCGGCUCUGAAGCAGGUGGAUGUUUACGCUCUGGGGCUGCUCUACUGGGAGAGCUUCAGGAGAUGCUCCUACCUGUUCCCAGGCGAGGCGGUACCAGAGUACCAGCUGGCGUUCCAGGCCGAGCUCGGGAACCAUCCCAGCUUCGAGGAGAUGCAGGUCCUCGUCGCCAGAGAGAAGUUCAGGCCCAGAUUCCCCGAAUCCUGGAAGGAGAACAGCCUGGCUUUGCGUUCCCUGAAGGAGACGAUGGAGGACUGCUGGGAUCAGGAUGCCCUGAAGGAGACGAUGGAGGAC
This is a messenger RNA of Perca flavescens (yellow perch), 1859 nucleotides long. RefSeq names its product bone morphogenetic protein receptor type-2. The record is from RefSeq and is a predicted model, not a curated record. Gene Ontology annotation, molecular function: transforming growth factor beta receptor activity; ATP binding. NCBI's taxonomy places the organism in Eukaryota, Metazoa, Chordata, Actinopteri, Perciformes, Percidae. The annotation marks the transcript as partial. Gene Ontology annotation, biological process: cellular response to growth factor stimulus; protein phosphorylation; BMP signaling pathway. The transcript has 12 exons. Gene Ontology annotation, cellular component: signaling receptor complex; plasma membrane.